CACGGCCACAGCCACUUCACUCCUGCCGACGCUCAAGAAAACUCCCUCCAAAACGGAGACCUACUGGACAAAAAGGACUCCAUCAUUCUGACCAACAUCAGCACCAUCGCUACCACGGACAAGAGCGGCCUGAACCCGGAGUCUGCACAUGCAAAUGCAGCGCCAUCUCAGGAGGUCCAGGUGUCCAACGUGAUGUGUCACUGGCUGCGUGGAAAACGAAUCUCCAGCAUCAAGACGGUGGCGUGGAUGAUCACUCUGAGCGACGCGCUGCACAACUUCAUCGACGGCCUCGCCAUCGGGGCCUCGUUCACCGUGUCCGUGCUGACGGGGUUCAGCACGUCCACCGCCAUUGUGUGUGAGGAGUUUCCUCAUGAGCUGGGCGACUUCGUCAUCCUGCUGAACGCCGGUAUGAGCGUCCCUCAGGCCAUUUUCUUCAACCUGCUGUCAGCGGUGUCGUGUUACGUCGGCCUUUUUUUCGGCAUCCUGCUCGGGAGCAACUUUGCCCCCAACGCAAUCUUUGCCAUCGCGGGAGGAAUGUUCCUGUACAUUGCACUGGCAGACAUGUUUCCAGAGAUGGACAACAUCUUACGGGAACAAAAGAAAACCUCGGAAAAGAUCAUCUUCUUCCUGAUCCAGAACUUUGGGCUGCUCACCGGGUUCACCAUCAUCCUGCUGAUCACCACGUUCGCCGGAGCGAUCAACCUGGGCUAGACGGACGGAGAGAGAGAGAGACACACUGGAGGAACACAAACUGGAUUUUAAAAACAAAAACAAAAAAACAAGCUGCUUCCAUUUCUGCUCCCUCAGCUGAGCGGGAAAGUGAAUGUUUUGUUUAUAGACAAAACCAAAUGUUUAAAGGGAAAUAAUGAUUUUAUAUAUCUGACUAUCAGCGUAGUUUACUUGAUUAAAAAAAAAAGGGAAAAUCGUUACAAUCGUUCGAUGUAUAAACUCUAGUCAAAUUUGUUUUUGUGGAGACAAUAAAUGAUGUUUCCCGUCUUCAUGUAAUGUGAGAUACUUGACAUGUGUUGUACUGUGGAUGCUGUAGUGUAAACUAAUAUGAGCUGUGUUAUUAUUCUGCCUUUUUAUGAGAGUUGGACCUCAGAGAAUUUGUGAGCGUCACUGGAUGACACUCACGAGCCUCAUUUUUGAGUUUUCCUUUAUAUCAUGUCUUUGUGUAUUUACAUCAUGUGUGUAGAGUGUUCAAAUGUUUGGCAAAGAUUUGACAGAAAUCACCGGAACACCUUAAAGAUGCUCCGACUCGGACGAGCUGUAUAUUCAGGAUUGAUGUUCGUGUAUCAGGUAGUUUUAAAUCACACUGACGGCCUCUGUGAUUGGCUCAAGGAUCAUCACAUUCACCCAAAUAAAAAACCACAAAUACCAAAGAUAAAUCAAAGCUCCUGAGAGGAACUUUAUGGUUUGUGUUGAUUUGGCGCCCCCUGUGGACAAAGCUGUGUAUAUACUGAUCUAGUCCUGAACAGGUGUGAGGGUCUGUGUCCACUCAGAUGCUGAAUAUAAAGCGCUGCAUGUGCGUCUUAUAAUUAUGUCAGAAGUCUCCUGACAACAGCUGCUGUAUGACCGACACUUCUCUGUUACUUUUAACUAUGUUUUAUAUCUGAGAUCCCCCUCCUCCUCCAUGAGCAUCAAACAGAAGCACGUUUAGGCAAGAGGAAGCUCGCCCUCCUGCUUUGUCUGGAUGCAGAGAUUGAUCAUUGACGGUCCUGCAGUGCUAUCACGGCUCUGAUCAGACAUACACGGAAUUAUAGGAGAUAAAAGAUAACUGGAAACAUCAGGGACAAUUUGAAUGACGUGGGGGGGAAAGGAUUUCCGGGUCGGAUUCAAACCCGGGAUGCUCAUUUUGAAUUCUGUAACCUAACCACUAGGCCACCAGCUUUAGCCUCCCUCAGCUUUGUCCUGUGAUCUUAGAAAUAAUAUUCUCUUCCCAUGCAAUGCAGUCGCUAUAUUUCAAAGGUCAUGAAUAUAUCAUGAUAUAUUUAUAUAUAUGACACAGAAAAUACAUUUUUAAUACUUUUUAAUAAUUGUGAAGACCAAAUCAAAAUGUUUGAAAUAUAUUAUUUAAAUGGAGAGAGAGAAUAUGUAAUUCCAGUUUUUUUUGCACUACUCAGCCACCGUACAAAGGUUGAGACAUGCUGUCCUGAUUUAUGUAAACAAAUGGCCUAAAGUUUUAUUUCUUAAUAAAAUAUGAACCGUAAAUGUCCUGAAA
This is a messenger RNA of Labrus bergylta (ballan wrasse), 2221 nucleotides long. NCBI's taxonomy places the organism in Eukaryota, Metazoa, Chordata, Actinopteri, Labriformes, Labridae. The record is from RefSeq and is a predicted model, not a curated record.